Molecule: messenger RNA, 2177 nt
Organism: Schistosoma guineensis
Lineage: Eukaryota; Metazoa; Platyhelminthes; Trematoda; Strigeidida; Schistosomatidae
Source: the annotation of a GenBank genome assembly
CUUGGGAACCUUACGAAACACUUCGGCAACGCUCCUAGGGUAUCGUCCACUGAUGGGGGUUGCGAGCACUUGAAGGUCAAACUGUCGCAAAAUGAUUGGUGCGUCACAUCGACAAUUCGUGAAAAUUUUCAGAAGCGGUCAAAUCAAGACAUUUUUAGAUUUGAGUUGAGUUCAGCCACACUAUGUCUGAUAACGUUCAUUCUUCAAGUAACGAAGACGAUUCCAUCGUGAUGAUGCAUGAUAUAGGACGAAUCUUCAAUGAUAUUAUGUUUUCUCGAAGAUUUACAAGUUGGGACAAUUUUGAGACCUGUUUGAAAGAAGUACAUAAGUAUACGCAUACUAAGUACGUUAUGUCAGUAUGCAAAAAGAACAGUGAUGAUCCAACUCUAAAGUACUUUUUCGUGAGAUAUGUCUGUACAUAUGGACGUAAACGCAGUUCGUCAGAGUCAGAUGCUUGCGUUCAGGAUGUAGAUGAUGAUAGUAAUAAUCAUUCUUCUGAAGAGCAUACAACUUCUAACUCGCCAACACAACCUAGGCAAAGGAGACGACGUCGGUCAUCUACGUAUGCCUUACUUCAAAUGAAUUUAUCCUUCAGGUCGAAAUAUUGCCACUGUAAAUCAGGAUUUUGGGUCCGGGCACUGAAUGGUGAGUUGAAACUCACCUCUAUUAAAACCGUGCACAACCAUCCUUGCACAGAAGGAUAUAUUUCUGUCGAUCCAUCGAAACGACAGUUGACCUCAAGUGAACGCUUGUAUUUAAGAACGUUUCUACUGAGUAAUACACCAACUCGUAGCUUACGGUAUCUGGUUUCUUUGAAGUUCAAUAAACAACUUACCAAGGACGAUAUCGCCAGAAUGCGUUCACAGUUGUACCCAGACACUAAAAAUAUCAAUAACAUUUUACAGCGCAUUCAAGGUAAUACUGAAGUUAAAGUAUUCUAUGAAAAUGGGAACAUGUCUAUGAUUUGCUUCAGCCGCAGAGAGCAAAUAGCUGUUUACCACGCGUUCCCGGAAGUAAUAUGUAUUGAUUCGACUUAUCAGACCAAUAAAGUCGGCUUUCCACUGUUCCAGCUAGUGGUCACUGAUAGUCUUGGGCAAGGGCACACUGUUAUGUAUGCUCUUUGCAGUCAAGAACGACGCGAAGAUAUAGAAAAACUAUUGGAAUGUUUUAAAGAGAUAAUGUGCGGUACUUAUGCUACACGCACGUUCAUUAUGGAUUCGGCAGCGACCGAAAUUUCGGCUGUGCAGUCUACGCACAGUCAUUCUAACAUAAUACUUUGUUCAUUCCAUGUCCUAAGAGCGUUUUUCAGGAAGUUCCGAAAUCCUGAUGUGCGCAAAUGCUUGGAACAGCUUGUGAAGACUAGACGGUCUGAUAUAUUUACUCGAAAGUACGAACAUCUAAGAACGCAUUUUCCACGGGCGUAUGAUUACAUAAAAGAUUACUGGAUUGCCAGGAAGUCAAUGUGGGCUCGCUGUUACCGGCGACAUGUAUUAAGCCUGGGCAACCACACAAACAACCGUGUCGAAAGUGCUCAUAAACACCUAAAAGAAUGUCUCAGAAGAGGUAAUUCCCUAUUAUUGACGUUCUGGAAAAUUUGGAGUAAAACAGACAUUGAUCUACGUUUGCGUCCUUAUGACGCUGUGAAGGAUCUUCAACGUUUUCCUAUUCUUCCGGUUCCAAUGUCAUUUCGAACUCUUCUAAAUGAGUUCACAUCUUUUGCAGCUAAAAUUGUAAGUGUAAAUUAUAAACGUGGUCAUAUUUUGUAUGCACAUUCUAAAGAUCUGAUUCGCGGAGGUAUGUGUGUUCCUUUAUCUCUAUAAGUUUUGUAGACUUAUUUCGACAUAGCAACCGGUGGACAAGAAAAUACAUAAUGGACCUGGUUCUUCGUGCGCUGGACAACAUCUCAAUCUCUACAGGGAGUGAUGAUCUGCUAGAGAAGUUCACUAGCAACUACCACUCAAUCCAUGCUCUUAGUGAACCUAUGGCAAGUAAACUCAUCCGUUCAUGCCUCGAAGCAUCGGAAGACAUAUGUGCACAGUUGAUGAGUUCAGUCGGUGCUAAUGAUGAAGCUACAACGUCAGAAUCCAUUGUUAAUGCAGACCAUAGCUAUGCUUCUUGCUAACAAGAAGUUCUAAUAUUGUAAUCUUUUUAGUUUUACAUAAAUUCAUUUAUAUGGC